Molecule: messenger RNA, 1317 nt
Organism: Mytilus trossulus (common blue mussel)
Lineage: Eukaryota; Metazoa; Mollusca; Bivalvia; Mytilida; Mytilidae
Product: protein TTE1956-like
Exons: 4
Coding region: 41-982 (313 amino acids)
Molecular function (GO): ferrous iron binding; oxidoreductase activity
Source: RefSeq, a predicted model, not a curated record
GAUCACUUCAGGUCAACAAAACAUCAAACCGAAAGUAGAAAUGUUGUUUACCGCUGUCAUUUUCAUCGUUUUAAAGCUCAUCCAUGCUAGAAUUAUUGGAACAUUUGUAAUGCCACAUGGUGGUAUUGCAUUGGAUCCAACGCAUUUCAACACUACCAAUGCAACUGCAAAGAAUGAAGCCGAGAUAUUACACAAAUCAUGUCAAGAAGUUGGACAAGUGAUUGAUUCACUGGACCCUGACCUUGUUUUCUUAAGCACACCACAUGGUUUAUCAGAUUUAAAUAACUUUGUAUUUUACCUGAAUCCUGCUGGAUAUGGACAGGCAGAUACGGACAACUGUCAGUGCCCAUCGUGCUGUUACUCAAUAAAGAUAAAAAUAGACAAUUCUACUUCUAUUGAUUUAAUCCAAGCCAUGAAGACUUAUUCAAAUAUAAGUGGGUUAAGUGCAUUUGGUCCACCAGGUCAGAGCGAAGAACUAUUUCCUUUAAGGUGGGGAGAAGUUAUUCCUUUGCACUUUUUACCAAAUAUCAAUAGAGUUAAAGUGGCAAUACUGUCUCAACCCAGUAGAAGAUAUACACAGGAUGUUACUAUGAUUCCUGAACUACUAAAGCUAGGAUCUACCUUAUAUAAAUACUUAGAAAAUUUACCACAGAAAGUGGUGACCAUUAUAAGUGCUGACUUGGCUCAUACACACCUCAAGUCUGGUCCCUAUGGUUACUCAGAUGCAGCAGAACCAUUUGAUCAGGCAAUAGGACAGUGGGUAAUGACAUUGGACCAAUCUGUUCUGACUGUAAAAGCAGCAAAGUAUGUUGAUAAAGCUUUAUCAUGUGGAUACGCUGGACUUGUCAUGCUUCAUGGAAUGAUGCAUGCUGGGGAAUUGUCAUCAUGGAAACCAACACUUUAUGCAAAUUAUCAUCCCAGUUAUUACGGAAUGAUGGUUGCUUCAUUUCUCAGUACUUCACAUAUUCAUGAUUCCUUAUAAUAUAUAAUAUUUUUGUAUUUUGUUGAAUAAAAACGCCUUUAAACACAUGGUUUUUUUUUAUUACAUGUAUCAAUAAGGAGAGUGUUUUAUGUUUUGAGGUGUACUUUAUCUUUUUAAAAACAGAUUAAUGUGCAUAUUGAGGUGAACAUAGUAUGGUAUUUUAUCUUAUCAAUUUUUUAUUAUCUAAGGGCUAUUCCAGAAAAAAUAUAUAUGUGGUUUGGGUUUGAUGAUACUUCAAUAAUUUUUGUAUGUGUGGUAGAAUGUCACAAAGUUCAAAUUGUGCCAUAAUGUAUGCAAUUAAAAUGCAAUAAUUGGGUUUAUGGCCGUAAGAAAAG